Acanthoscelides obtectus is the source of this 425-nucleotide messenger RNA. Lineage: Eukaryota; Metazoa; Arthropoda; Insecta; Coleoptera; Chrysomelidae. The record is from the annotation of a GenBank genome assembly.
UAAAGAUACACAUGACAUAUCGCGAGAUUGAGGCAUCCUUGAAGAUCUCAAAGACCUCAAUUCAGAAAAAUUUACUGCGGAUUGGUAUACCAUCAUUUGUUUGCCAAAAGUCAUCACCGAGCUUCGAAAAAUCAACCCCGAAAGAAGAAUCUUCCUCAGCCAAGACAUUCCCAAAAAAACAAGGCAGUAUUUAACGGAAGAAAACGUGGAAUUAUUGCACCAUCCUCCAUAUAGUCCAGAUCUGAGUCCUAACAAUUUCAUUACUUUCCCGAAAAUUGAAAACAGACUGCGUGGUCAAAGGUUCCAGUCACCAGAAGAAGCAGUUGACGCAUUCAAAAAUGCCGUUUUCGAUCUGCCAGCAAACGAUUGGAAUAAGUGCUUCGAAAAUUGGUUCGAGCGCAUGCAGAUGUGUAUUAAUCUUCGUG